This is a messenger RNA of Mytilinidion resinicola, 507 nucleotides long. RefSeq lists its product as uncharacterized. The transcript has a single exon. Lineage: Eukaryota; Fungi; Ascomycota; Dothideomycetes; Mytilinidiales; Mytilinidiaceae. The record is from RefSeq and is a predicted model, not a curated record. Bases 1 to 507 code for a protein of 168 amino acids.
AUGACUACAUCAAGAUUUGACAUCGUAGGAAACGGCUAUCCGUAUCAUCCCAACAUCCUCACAAGCACUGAAUGUCAGACUACUUUCAGAGCUAUCCAGGACGCAUCGAAGGCAACAUUAUACAUUCAGCUAAACCUCCACUCUCACAUCGAAACAGUGGGUGGAUGGACACCAGCUAUGGAUGCCAGGAAAUGGACUGAUCCGCCUGUCAAUGGGUGGUUUUACGCCAUGUACCACACCAGUUAUAAUGUGUCGGUGGACUCUGGACGUUGGUACGAGGGCUUACAAGCGGAACCGCCACUACCAACCUGGGUGCUUCUCCCAGAUGGUGCGCAAUUCUUCAGAGUGAACGAGAUUGCACAUCUCAAGACUCCGAGUGCAUGGGAAGCUGCACUCAUUCCGGCUCUGCUUCACGAGAGAGACGCCACCUUCAGGCGUAUUGGAGGCAGCCUCAACGACGGCGUCACUCACGAUGGGACAUUCUGGACCGAAGACGGCUAUACUUGA